Messenger RNA from Callithrix jacchus (white-tufted-ear marmoset), 4887 nucleotides. It is a transcript of the gene USP22, whose product is annotated as ubiquitin specific peptidase 22. NCBI's taxonomy places the organism in Eukaryota, Metazoa, Chordata, Mammalia, Primates, Cebidae. Gene Ontology annotation, biological process: protein deubiquitination. The record is from RefSeq and is a predicted model, not a curated record. Gene Ontology annotation, molecular function: zinc ion binding; cysteine-type deubiquitinase activity.
GCGGUGCCGGCCGGGGGGGGGGGGGGUGGGGGGUGACGUAAUCUCCGUCCUCCGCCGCGGCGCCCCGCCCCGCGACGCCCUCCGCGAACCGGGAGAGCGCAGCACAGGCGGCCCGCAGCAGCUGCUGCUCGGGGGCGGUGCCUGCCCCGCAGCCUCCCCUGGCGAUUGCCAGCCCCAUCUUUGUCCGGCCUCCGCGCUUUGUUCUUGGCGCCCGUGCUUUGGCUGGCCAGGCCCACCGCCGGGCAGCCCUCACGCCGCGCUGGCGUCGUCCUCGCCCCCGUCGCCACCGCCCCCCGCGCGCGGCCGGGCCUUGCCCCCCAUGGUGUCCCGGCCAGAGGCCGAGGGCGAGGCCAUGGACGCCGAGCUGGCGGUAGCGCCGCCGGGCUGCUCGCACCUGGGCAGCUUCAAGGUGGACAACUGGAAGCAGAACCUGCGGGCCAUCUACCAGUGCUUCGUGUGGAGCGGCACGGCCGAGGCCCGCAAGCGCAAGGCCAAGUCCUGCAUCUGCCAUGUCUGUGGCGUCCACCUCAACAGGCUGCAUUCCUGCCUCUACUGCGUCUUCUUCGGCUGCUUCACAAAGAAGCAUAUUCACGAGCACGCGAAGUCGAAGCGGCACAACCUGGCCAUUGAUCUGAUGUAUGGAGGCAUCUACUGCUUUCUGUGUCAGGACUACAUCUAUGACAAAGACAUGGAAAUAAUUGCCAAGGAGGAGCAGCGGAAGGCUUGGAAAAUGCAAGGCGCUGGAGAGAAGUUUUCAACCUGGGAACCAACCAAACGGGAGCUUGAACUGCUGAAGCAUAAUCCGAAAAGGAGAAAGAUCACCUCGAACUGCACCAUAGGUCUGCGCGGCCUGAUCAACCUUGGGAACACGUGCUUCAUGAACUGCAUCGUGCAGGCUCUGACCCACACGCCACUUCUGCGGGACUUCUUCCUGUCUGACAGGCACCGCUGUGAGAUGCAGAGCCCCAGCUCCUGUCUGGUGUGUGAGAUGUCCUCACUGUUUCAGGAGUUUUACUCUGGACACCGGUCCCCUCACAUCCCAUAUAAGUUGCUGCACCUGGUGUGGACCCACGCGAGGCACCUGGCAGGCUACGAGCAGCAGGACGCCCACGAGUUCCUCAUUGCGGCCCUGGACGUGCUCCACCGACACUGCAAAGGUGAUGACAACGGGAAGAAGGCCAACAAUCCCAACCACUGCAACUGUAUCAUAGACCAGAUCUUCACCGGCGGGCUGCAGUCAGACGUCACCUGCCAAGUCUGCCAUGGAGUCUCCACCACCAUAGACCCCUUCUGGGACAUCAGCUUGGAUCUCCCCGGCUCUUCCACCCCAUUCUGGCCCCUGAGCCCAGGGAGCGAGGGCAACGUGGUAAACGGGGAAAGCCACAUGGCGGGAACCACUACACUCACGGACUGCCUGCGACGAUUCACCAGACCAGAGCACUUGGGCAGCAGUGCCAAGAUCAAGUGUAGUGGGUGCCACAGCUACCAGGAGUCCACGAAGCAGCUCACCAUGAAGAAACUGCCCAUUGUAGCCUGUUUUCAUCUCAAACGAUUUGAACAUUCAGCCAAGCUGCGGAGGAAGAUCACCACGUAUGUCUCCUUCCCCCUAGAGCUGGACAUGACCCCUUUCAUGGCCUCCAGCAAAGAGAGUAGGAUGAACGGACAGUACCAGCAGCCCACAGACAGUCUCAACAACGACAACAAGUAUUCCCUGUUUGCUGUUGUUAACCAUCAAGGGACCUUGGAGAGCGGCCACUACACCAGCUUUAUUCGGCAGCACAAAGACCAGUGGUUCAAGUGUGACGAUGCCAUCAUCACCAAGGCCAGCAUCAAGGACGUGCUGGACAGCGAAGGUUACUUGCUGUUCUAUCACAAACAGUUCCUGGAAUACGAGUAGCCUUAUCUGCAGCUGGUCAGAAAAACAAAGGCAACGAAUUGGCAAGCCUCACGAAGUGAUCCUCCCUGCCCCCCACCCCCACCCCCUGCCUCCCUGGCCUGGUGAUACCACCUCCUAUGCAGUGGUGGCCCCUCUGCACCUUGGACCCCUGGGUUCGAGAUGGACCACAUGGACGGGGAGGCUCCCUGAGGUACAUUGAAGAUGGAUGAGAUGACGGGUGUGCUCUGGGUGGGAGGAGCAGCGUGCACCCGUCAUGAUAUCCUGUGCUCAUAAUAUGGGGGUCCAACGGGGGCCUCACAGCACUGAGUGACUGCCGCCUAGUGCUGCUUAGCACUCAUUGUGGAAGGGCCCCUGCCCGCUGUAAGAUUAUGGGUCCGUUAAAGCAGUAAGCUGAAGACACAGGUGUAGUGUAUGGGCCAGAGGGCCUUGCAGAUGCCUUUCUGUUCGUGUUUUGGUGUUAAGAUACGGAGAGUGUGGAACUCCUCACUUCCAUUUUUCUCAGCGCUGUGAAGCAGCCCUCAGAGCUUCGGAAUGAAGGACACUAUGUUGAGUUUUCAAGCGUGUCUGUUCCGUAGGUAACUUAGCAACAAACUGCUCGAGGAAGCAUCUUUCAGUUUUCUAGAAACAGGCGUUUUCUUAUCCUUCUCCCUUCCGUUUUUCCACAAAGGUGAAUUUCAUAAAUGUAAUACUAGUAAAGUGAAUGAAUUGCUGAGUUUAUACGGAAGUCUAGGUAACUUCUCCUUUGGUCUUGAGAGCAAGUCUUGCUUUUUAAUCGGUGCUGUUUAUGUUGUUGCCCUCCCUGUGUGCCUGGCUCCUCUGGACGCUGUGGUGUCUGUGGGUGGCCAGCAGUGGGCUCAGUGUUGGAGAGUCGUGCUGCAGCUCACACUGUGUCUCUGUCAUCUCAAUCUGGAGUCAAUCCAGCCUCUGCCAGUGUCUGAUCGGUUCCCUCCCUUGUGCUUGCUUCCUCUGUCCCGUGGCCUGGCUCCCGCCACCUGGCAGCUAAGCAUGUUGCUUGCGAAGCUGGAGUGCUUUCUCAUGGGGCCUUUGUCUUGUCUCAUCAGCCUCUGCUUUCCGUUUGGUGUACUUUUGGGUGUGGUGGGGAUAAAAUGACAUCGUGAUUGAGCCCGUCUGCAGAGCCAAGGGAGGGAGUAGGAGGAUGUGCAUUUUUCCUUGUAAGAUAUCUUGCAUGUAUCUGUGUAUUCAAAUGGAAACAGUUGCUUUGUCCAUUUGUCCACUGAGAAAUUACAAACUAGGAACAAGGGGGAGGAAAAAUACUUAAAUAUGGUUUUUGAAGUAACCACAGCUCAAACUGCUUUUCCAGGAACCCCAGCUGCAUCUGAACCAAGGGCUCUUCAGUCCUGCAGAGGGUAGGAUCCUCUGUCUGGGGUGGGCAGAUGUUUUCAUAGCCAGGUAGUGAGUCCUCUGGCCCUGUGGGCUGUACGAUCUCCGCCAUAAAUACAUAGAAGUGUGGCUGUGACCAUACAACUUGUAGACACAGAAAUCUGAAUUGCAUAUAAUGUUCCAUGUCAAGAAACUUAGAUUUUCUUUUUAACUGCUUAAAAAUGUGAAAACUAUUCUUAGCUCACAGGCCAUGGAGAAGCUGGUGGCGACCAGACCCAGUUCCUUAGCCGGUUGGGUGGGGAGGGGCAGUGACAGUGGCAGCUGAGUAGCUACUCACUGCUCAGUGUAGAAAACAUGAGAAUGUAGGACUUGGCGAUCACACCCCACAGAACCAUCGUGCAGCAAAAGUCUUGGGGAUGCAGUUUCCAUCAUGUAUGGCAGAAGCCUUGGGGAUUCAGUUUCUCACACAUGUGCUCAAGUUCAUUUUCUGUUGUCGUUCUGCAUUUAUUCACGUGGAAGCAUGUUUUGUAAAAUGAAUUAUCAGAGAAACAGAUGGGUCGAGAUUUUUAAAAAUGGCCCCACGUGACCAAGUUAUUUGGGGGGCAGUGCUUUGAUGAUCUCCUUUGAGGAUGAGCUUUUAAUCAGGAACAUCUAACGGAAAGGAGAGUUGACUGACGUUGGCCCACAGGAUUGUAUGCCGGGCAGUGCCUUCCUGAAGGCUUGCCACCUGGGGACACCCUGGUUUAUGGUGGCAGCUUGCAGAGUACGGAAGGCAGCAGCAUGGGCCUUGGGCCUUUCUGGCAGCUGCCUGUGGUUGGCCAGGCUCUUCCUCCCCUUCCGCCCCUCUCUUCUGUCUGUACUUGCUGUUCUUCUGAGAACAUUAGAUCUGGGAAGAGAGCUGGUCACCUGCAUUCUUUGCGGGCAUUAUUCUAAACUUUUGUGUCCAAGUUAUCCCCUAUUCACUGUGGCCUUACUGUUCUAAGCAAUUAUCCCACACCUGCUGCGGAAGAGCUGCUCACCAGAGGCAGGCAGCAGCCCUGGGCACUGCCACUUGCAUUAGGUCUUGUGUUUGAUGUGCUCUUGUGAAUUUACUUUGUCAGAACAAAAUAGUUGCAAGUUGGGUUCAAGAAUCUCUCCUUUUAGCUUCUGAUCUGGCUAUGAAAUUCAGGAAACCUGUUCUCCCAUUGCCUAGUAAUCACCCCAUGUAGGUGUAAAUUGUGACAAAGUGGAUCUGACCCCUAAGGGACCCCCUGGUGACCCCCCCAAAAAAAUUCACACCAGUGUAUUUAAAAUAGCCUGCAUUUUGGAGAUGCUGGCUGUCUUUCCAGUGCUUCACAGGAAGACAAAUGGGCUUUCCCUCUUCAGAUGCCUGAAGGAAGUGCUUUGAGGCAGGUGAUGGGCUGGGAGUGUGGUCAGCCUCCCUCCAGCCCCGGGGCCCUCUGUGGACCUGGGCUCCCUGGUGGGCUCUGGAACCUCCCUGGACAUCCCCUCCGGCACCAGCACCACUGCAACCUAUAGACCCGAGUGCUGUUGUAUUUUGCCUUGGUGUGUGUGCUUUUCGUUGUGUAAAAUUGCUGUUCUUUUGACAAUUUAAGUGACUUGUUUACUGUAAAUUUGAAAAUAAAAAUUAAGAAAAAAAUUCCAAUGAC